Amphibalanus amphitrite is the source of this 5570-nucleotide messenger RNA. RefSeq lists its product as uncharacterized. The annotation marks the transcript as partial. Lineage: Eukaryota; Metazoa; Arthropoda; Thecostraca; Balanomorpha; Balanidae. The transcript is spliced from 26 exons. The record is from RefSeq and is a predicted model, not a curated record. Gene Ontology annotation, molecular function: protein binding.
GGCGAAACGUCCACCAGCCGGGGGCACCUAUCGGAGCUGCUGACAGAACUGUCCACCGGACCCGUCGGACCUCUGGUGGCGACCUCUGCCGACCUCGUCCGGGGUCACGUGACCGCCUGGCUCCACCAAUCACCGAGCGAGGCGCAGAUAAAACCAAUCAUCGUCACUGGCGCCCCGGGCUAUGGUAAGACGUGGGUUCUGGGCCGCGUGGCUCAGCAGCUCUCUCCCUCGCCGGUGGUGGUGUACCGAUUCAGACCCAACGACGGCCUUCUGCAGCGACGUCAGCUAGUCCAGUCACUCGUGAAGGACGUCAAAGGCAGGCUGAGAAGCACAGCCGUCACGCACGGGGUGGCCGCUGGGACCUCUCCGAAGACGGCGGCAGCGGCUGCAGCGGCGGUGGCGGCGGCUACGGCUGCUGCAGGCGGCUGCAGUGCGGAUGCGGUCCUGGAAGCUGAAGCGGGAAGGAGAGACAGCAGGCUGGUGGUGCUGCUGGACGAUGUGGAUGUCCUCCUGUCCCCCGGCGGUCAGGACUCGGAGAUGGACAUGUUUGAACUGGAUGGUGGUGAUCAGAAGGUGGACCUAGUGGGUGAUGAUUGGAUGGCUGAACUGUCUCACCCAGGUGUGCUACUGAUUGUGACAGCCACUGCACUCGAUCACCUAACAGGCGAUAGGUGGCGAGAGGAGGGAGACGCAAACGUGAUCUCUCUUUCUCCUUGGUCAAAGGAGGAAGUCGAACUGGUUCUCGAUUCCACCUUGAAAGCGAAAGGUCGAACUCUCACACCUCAACAGCGAGAGGCCGUUCUAGCGCGGUGUUUAGCUAACCCCACCCCUCUAUUCGUGAGUCAAACAGUGAGCUCUGCUGUGCGGCUAUACUCGUGGGACGCGGCAGACUCUUUGCCACAAAGCCUCGAGGAAUUCUACGCGAAGGCGUUUGACUCUCUAGAGAGACGUUUUGGCACCGACGCGGUGGCUGCACUGUGUCGAUACGUCAGCAUUUCACAGCUCGGUCUGACGGAGACGGAGCUGUGUGACCUCUUGACGUCGUCCGAUAUUGCGAUGCCCGGAGCGACGUCCCCGCAACUGGCUGGACACUGGCAACCCAGGGACUGGAUCACGCUGAAAAACGCACUCAUGCCGAUCGCGUCUCGCCAGUGGCGUCAUCACCGGCUGUCGCUUGGAUGGCGUCAUCGGACCACCGCCGACAUUGUCCGCGUCCGAUACCUGACCGGUGCAGAGGUGCGACUCAACGUACACACGGAGCUCAGCAACCUCCACCUGCUCGGUUUCCUCGUGGCUUCGGAGGACAUGAGUGAGGAAGAUCACACAGGUCUUGAGGACUGCUCGUAUCACAAGGUCCUGCAGGCUCUUCGCCUGGCUGAUGGUCUCUGGUAUCAUCUCAUGUGUUCAGGUGACCUGGAGCGGUUGAAGCUGAUUCUCCUGUGCAACUUUCGCUACAUGUGGCAGUCGGCGCGGCUGCGCGGCGCCCGACACCUUCAGAGGGUGGUGUCCGCCACCCGGCACCGCUUCCUGGACUGGGAGACGGAGCUGGUCCACCACGCCCUGCAGAAAACCAUAGGCCUGAGCAGCGAUUGGCGCCAUCAGCUGGCGCCGCAGCUGCUGGUGUGGCUCCACCACUGUUCUGGCUCGGUCGGGUCCCCUCUGAGUCACCUGCUGGGCUCUGUGGUCGACUGGUGCGUGAGACAGACCAGGCCACUACUGGUGCCGGCCACUGUCUGGAUACGCACCAGUCUGCCCGACACAGUCUGGGAUCUGCCACUGCCAGAAGCUGUACAGCUGUACUCCCCGGCACCGGACGGGGUACACGUGUACGUGGCCUGUGGCGGUCGCUGCUUUCACCUCUGGCGACUGCUGACUUCAAAACUGGUACACACGUACAGAGGUCACACGGGUGACGUGACCUGCGUAUACCCGUCCCCGGACGGACGAUACGUGGUCUCUGGUGCCGAGGACUGUCUGGUGAUGGUGUGGAGCGCCACCAGUCACCAGCCGCUCAUCACCAUCGACCGCCACAUCGCCUGCGUGCUGUGCGUGGCCGUGACAUCACUGGCCCGACACGGUGACGUAGUGGUGAGCGGCGGAGAGGACAGCUGUCUGUACGUCACCCGGCUGCCGGGCGCCGAAGGUGGCAGCAGUGAGCCCCGCCAGCUGUCGCAGCACAGAGGACCGGUCACCUGUCUUCAGGUCAACGCCGAGGCAGAGGUCCUGGCCUCAGGUUCCCACGACAAGACAGUGAUCCUGUGGUCGCUGGAGUCUCUAACCGUGCUGAAUGAGAUCAUCAUGCCGUCGGCAGUCAGCCAUAUGUCUGUCUCUGGAGGAGCGACGUUUCUGCUCACCGCCUGUCUGGACAUGACGGUCUAUGUGCACAGCUUUACCACUGGGAGCCCGUUACAUACGCUGAAAAACCACCAGAGUCAGGUGACCUCGGUGACGUCUUCGGAGGACGGUAACCUGUGCGUGGUCGGCUGCCGCGACUCCAAGGUGUACGUGUACGACAUACCGUCCUCCAAGCUGCUGAAGACGCUCACCAAACACGGCAGUCCGGUACUGGCUGCUCUGUUCACAUCGCACGGCAGGCUGCUCAUCACGGCAGGCGACCGCCGGGUACUGGUAACCCACGUCCAGCCGCUGACCGUGAAGCCGAGGGUGUACCUGUCCGACCGGAAAAAGAUACCCGUGGAACAUACCGCCGACGUCACCUGUCUGGAUAUAUCGGCCGACCAGAGCAUGGUCGUCACGGGCUCCAGCGACUCGCACCUCAAGGUGUGGCUGGUGCCCUCUGGUGACCUGCACGCUACCCUAGAGGGUCACACAGGAGCCGUGACCUGUGUCCAGUUCGCCCCGAACGGACUUUAUGCAGUCAGCGGCUCACGAGAUAGCUCCAUACGAGUCUGGGGACUGACUCUGAACAUGGUGGUAUCCGCGUUCACGGACCACCAGGCUCCGGUGGUGUGUCUCAGUGUCUUAUCGGACAGCAAACAGACACUGUCUGCGGACAGCGACGGCGUACUCAUGCUGUGGCAGGUGGAGACGGGUAUCGUCCUACUGACCUGUCACGGUCCGGGUCAUAUGAUCCGAGUCACUCCGGACCGCAGUCACGCCGUCUCCGGCAGCAGCGAGGGCAGCCAGCUCUAUGUGUGGACGCUGAGCAAGGAGCACACCAAAUACACCAUUAGCCACAAUGACGCCAUACGCUGUUUUGACGUCAGCAGUGACAGUCUGCACGUCAUCACGGGCUCCAAUGACGCCUCGCUGAAGGUGUGGACCAUCGCAGAGGGACGGCUCACCCAGGUUCUGGUGGGCCACGAGGCAGCGGUGACCUGCGUUGCCUACCCUGCCUAUGUUAGUCACACGGCUGCGUCAGGCGGAGACGACUGCCUAGUCAUGGCCUGGGACGUAGGCACAGGUCAGACCCGUCAGGUGAUUCGGGACCACACGGCACCAGUGACAGCGGUCAGCAUGACGGCGGACGCCGGAAUGAUCAUAUCAGGUUCAGUGACGGGCUGGGUGUACGUCCACAAGACGAUCUCUGGUCACUGCGUGACGUCCAUCGCUCUGCACAAGGCGGUGGCGGGCCUCUGUAUCUCCGCAGACGCCGGCAAAAUUGUCGCAAGGUUACAGAACAGCAUGUACUUUGCCCUGCUGAGUUUCCUCAACGUACCGCCGCUGGCUCCGCGGGCCCGGCCAAGAGCCGUGGUUCAGCCAAUCACAGAGGGCCGACGGGGCGCCGAGGCCGCCGCUUCCCCGGCCGCCAGCCGCCGGCCGCCGCCGCACCGGCGCGCACUCAAAAAGGGCAUCUCCCUGGACACUUACACCUGGCAGAGAAAGUACGGCGGACUGCUCAGCAAAAUGGCGCCACUGUCUCCGGUGAAUGGGGAGAAACCCAGGAGGAAAAUUGGGGAGGAGGAGAUACGAAUGUGUCCCGAAGGAGGCACCAUUCACCCCAGUCAGAUGCCCGCCGGUGUGUCCCGUCGGACCGACUCCCGUGAGCAGCUGGCGGCGCCCCCAGCACCGGAGAACGGCUCGUCCCGCGUGGCGCCGCCGCCGCCGCCCGUAUCAACGCCCAAAAAGCGGGAGCUGAACCGCACCAGUACCGCUCUGGUUCUCACAAUGCCCCGUCGCGCCGAGGAGCCGGCCGGCGGCGCGGGGCCCUCCUCGGCCGUGCCCGAGUCUCUACUGCGACUGCGGAGAUCCACCGCAGGCUGUGGGCCCACAGCUGACGCCCUCCGUGACCUGAUGCAGCUUCUGCAGAGGCCCGGAGGCCAGCAGGGCAGCACGUCCAAGUUCUGCAGCAUCCUGUGACAGCGACUGGAGCAGCGAGGAGUGGCGGAGGAGGAGCUGAGGGAAGCGGAGGAGAUUGAAGAGGAGUAGCAAUAGUGGAUGGGUGUGGGGAGUUGUGGUGAGCCGUGAGGUAGCGCGGGACUAGUGCCUGAAUCCCACGCCGGCUAAUGGGGCAGAGAGAGGUGUGUUUUGGUGGGUUGGGUGUUGCGAUUUCUGCGGAAAGGGAACUAAUAACACUGGAGAAUUUGCGUGUCGGUAUUUGAGGAAGAACACUCUGUUCUUUUCACAGCUAUAGUUUGACAGUCGCCGCUGCUGUCAAAGUUUGGAAUUGAUUCUAGUCAAAUGAUACACAUAACUUACGAUGAAAAAUCUUACGUGAGCCAUAUUGAUGAAAACACAAAACUAGCUCGUCAACUAUGUCUGCGUGAUGCGUCGUUACUUUUAUUUGAACUUAGUUGCUCCUUGACUGCGUAUGCCAUCGUUUUAUUGUGACAUGUUUUACAAAGCUAAGUAGCUCUCUUACGUCGUGCAAUAAUAUCAAUGUGUAAUGUUGUAAUUGAUAUUAGCAGUCAUUUUCGGAGCUGCUUUGUGCUAUGAGUUUUUUAUCAUUUCUUACUUCCUUUUAGUUUUGAGUAUGUUUUCUCUUUUUAGUUCUUCUUUACGUGUAAACAGUUCAUUUAAACACGUAACCGAAUGCUAGUUAGUUUACGUGCGCCGGAAACAAAACAACGGUUACAAUUUUGCCGUCACCACACGUAUGCCAAAGCUGAUAAUGAGGGGAUCCUAUACUCUACAGAGCUAGUGUCACUGAACCUAGUUACGAUUCAAAUGCGACUGUUAUUGACCCUGGACACUGCGCUGCAGCCCUCCCUGCCUUUCAGUGGUGUGUUCCUCAUUCUAGGUAUAUGUCUGUAGAGUGGAUGGAUCUCAUUGUUGCCUAAUGUUACCAUCAGCCAAGGAUUGUGUCAGUUAGCAUCACUAUAAAAUACCGCUAGAUUAUGUGUUACCUGUGUAACAUGUCACCAAUCGGUGGUGCUACCGAUUUCACACUCGUAUGGGUGUAGACUGUAGAUGUUUCCAAUUUAAUGUCACCACUGGUGUUACGAGCUGGCUUUUGGCGCGUGCUUGAUUCCUUUCAGCGAGCACUACAAUAAAAGCUCGGCACCGCGUAGUGCAAGAAGAGGAUGGAAGAUGUGUGUACUGUCGACUUAAGAGUGUCGAACCUUCUGUGAUAUGCUCCCUGUAGCUUUACAUAUAUUGGUGUGAAGGGU